CUCAGCCCGGUUAGCCUCCACAACACGGCGGCUCGGUCACUGACGGUGUGGGUUCGGAUCCGCUCGUGUUCUGAGAACUUUAUCGAGCUGACCUGGUGGCGAACUUUCACAUAUCCGUGGACCGUUCUGUUAAAAAAAAAAAGUUUUGAAGAAGUUUUAAAGUUUGUGUUUGGGCUAUAAACAUUGAUAAAUGGGCCGGAGUCCGUUCUCUGACAGCACAGGAAGUUCUGGUGAACAUCUGAAUGUUGAACGUUGAGGAACAAAGAAGUCAUCUCUGUGUUUUGAGCCAGACUGCUGGUUCUGUGGACUUCCUAACCACUGCUGUACCUUCCGAGACUCAUCUGUGUUCAGUUCUGAUCCAGUCUGUACACAGCAGUCGAUCUGAAACCCUCAGAAACCGGUCAGGGUCCAGAAAGCCACCAACAAGCAGGGAUAAACUUUGGAGUGAAAAAUGCCGCCGAAGAAGACUGAGGUCUCUGGGAACGGUGGCAUGAAGAGGAAGAGGGCCAGCGGCAAAAGGAAAGACCGGGACUUCAGCAGCGACGAUGACUUCGACUUUGAGCAGGAGAACAACAAGAAGAGCGGCAAGCUGGCCGCCAAGUCUGGUCUCCAGCCGGUCACCGUCGCCGACGACGUCAAAGAGAAAAUCAAACUGGAGUGCCCAAAGGUGAAAGGUCAGCUGGUCAUCUUUGGAGCCACCAACUGGGAUCUGAUUGGAAGGAAGGAAGUGCCCAAACAACAAGCUGCUUUCCGUAACCUGGGCCAGAACCUGUGGGGUCCCCACCAUUACGGCUGCUUGAAUGACGUCCAGGUGAGCGGCGUGGUUUCUGGACCCUGUGCUGCUCACAGCCUCCUCAUGACCACCGACGGCAAGCUCUGGAGCUGGGGUCGUAACGACAAAGGUCAGCUGGGUCACGGAGACACAAAACGCAUCGAGGCUCCAAAGUUGAUCGAGGCUCUGGCAGAACAUGUGAUUGUGUCUGCCGCCUGUGGACGCAAUCACACCCUGGUUCUGACAGAGGACGGUACUGCGUACUCUUUUGGUGAGAACAAGCUGGGCCAGCUUGGUCAGGGGAACCAGACGGAUGCAGUCCUGAGUCCAGCACCGAUCUCCUACAACGGUCAGCCUCUGGUGAAGGUGUCCUGCGGCGCCGAGUUCUCCAUGGUGGUGGACUGCAAAGGAAACCUGUACUCGUUUGGAUGUCCCGAGUACGGACAGCUCGGCCACAACAGCGACGGGAAGUUCAUCGCUCGAGCGCAGCGGAUCGAGUUCGACUGCGAGCUGAUUCCUCGACGCGUCGCCAUCUUCAUCGAGAAGUCCAAGGACGGCCAGAUCAUGCCUGUGCCCAACGUGGUGGUGCGGGACGUGGCGUGCGGGGCCAACCACACGCUGGUGUUGGACUCCCAGAAGCGGGUCUUCAGCUGGGGCUUCGGAGGGUACGGCCGUCUGGGCCACACGGAGCAGAAGGACGAGAUGGUUCCUCGGCUCGUCAAGCUGUUCGACUUCCCUGGACGCGGAGCCGCUCAGAUCUACGCAGGAUACCAGUGUUCCUUCGCCGUCAACGAGAUGGGGGGGCUGUUUUUCUGGGGUGUGACGAACACUUCCAGAGAGUCCACCAUGUACCCCAAAGCGGUGCAGGAUCUGUGCGGCUGGAAGAUCCGCAGUCUGGCUUGUGGGAAGAGCAGCAUCAUCAUUGCUGCAGACGAGAGCACAAUCAGCUGGGGGCCCUCUCCCACCUUUGGGGAGCUGGGAUACGGAGACAACAAACCCAAGUCCUCCACGACUGCACAGGAGGUCAAAACCCUGGACGGCAUUUACAUUGAGCAGGUGGUGAUGGGUUACUCUCACACGCUGGCCAUCGCCCGGCAGGACACCCCGCAGGAGCAGGAGAGGCUGAAGAAGCUGCCCGAGUACAACCCCCGAACGCUCUGAAGCUCCGCCCGUCCCGUCUGCGGGGCGGCGAGCUCGGGGGAGGGGAGGCGCGCACAAACACAUCUCAACUACCAGCAAACGUGGCUCCACGCCGACUUGGACCAGAAGGCCAGGGCCCGUGGACGGACGCGCGGCCUGCACGUCAUCCUCACCUCAGCGGAGGUCCGGCAGGACUCCAACCCAAACCCCCAGAACCGGUUUUUGUUUAACGUUUUGGUCUGCAUGGUUCUGAUGUCUUCUGGUGCUACCAGCUCUUCUGGGGGGUUCAGAGACCAACACUCCAUACCUGUGCCUUUUCUACGUUCACCGUCGGGUCAGGGAGGAGUCUGAGGAUCUGUGUGCGCCCCGUUCCACAAUCAGGAUCUGGAACGGGUUCUGCGUUGGUGCACUCCACCUGAUGUUACAUUCCUUUGUUCUUCCUUCACUUCUGCAUCUUGGAUGCUCACCUCAGUCCUUCAAGACCUCAGCGUCUGACUCCUUUGUCUGAUUGGUUUGAACUAUUCCAGCGCUCUAAGCGGUCUCGCGGGCCAGUCAGAACUGGAGAACCACGGCGUGGGCCGGGUUCGUUCGUCCUUCUGUCUGCUUUGCAUUUUUUACGUAAAUUCUUUGUUACAUUGUGUUGUUUUCCAUUGCAAUGAUUAAUAAAACAUUGAUGUAAA
Molecule: messenger RNA, 2592 nt
Organism: Oryzias melastigma (Indian medaka)
Lineage: Eukaryota; Metazoa; Chordata; Actinopteri; Beloniformes; Adrianichthyidae
Gene: rcc2
Product: regulator of chromosome condensation 2
Exons: 13
Coding region: 452-1933 (493 amino acids)
Source: RefSeq, a predicted model, not a curated record